AUGCUCUCUCUGUGGAAUCUUUAUCUUCUCCUCCCCCUCUCCUUGCCUCUCUCAUUUCAUGUCACAGUCUUAACUGGAGAAAAUGUGAAGGAAACACAACAACCAGACACUGACACAAAGGUGCAGAAUCUUGCACAGCCCUCACAAAGACCUCAUGGAUCUGGUUUAACACCAGGGAAUGCCAUGUUUUUACCUGAGAGUAUCGAUUCGCUGGGUCUACCAAUAACUUGGCCCUUAUCGUCAUCUGAGGAAAUUGAUAGACAAGGGGUUAUUGGUGAAUACACUGAUAUACAGGAGAGCUCAGAGACAUCGCUGUUAUAUGACAGAUCAGACCAAGACUCCACUUCACCACUGUCCAGUGGACCUGGCACCAGCCUUGACUACAACUCUCCAUCCGUAGCUACUGGCAGUUGGGGAUGGACUACGGGCUCUUCUGUUAACACACAGGGGAAAAUACAGGAGGAUACUCUCCCAGUGAAAGGAACUGGGCUUGGUGUAAAUAAUGUAGAUGAUAUUCAACAAAAAGGAGCUGUCAUGGAGACAGAAGAAGAUGACUCCAAGGAUGAUGACGGGCAGGUCUCAAAGGCCAGUAGCACUCUCCUUCUUGAUGGUAACAUCGACACAUCAGCCACACCCUGUAAAACAUCAAACCAGUCCUGGACUCCCAUUUACCCAGAUGACUUCACCCCUAAUGAGUCUUUGCGCCCCUCACUGGCUCUCAGCCCUGCCCUUUCCAUCCCUCUGUAUUCGGACUGGAACUCUGCCCUCGCCACAUGGGGGUUUGCUUGGGAAGCACACAUCUAUGGCUUAGGAUCUGUCUUUAGUGUGUUUGGACUAAUCUCUGUGGUCUGCCUGCUAGGCCUGCCCCUGCGAUGUCCUUCAGGAAGCCUCUACUUCGCUCUGCUGCACUUGUUCCUGCUAGCAUUUGCAGGGACACAAGCUUUUUCGUUGCUUUAUGAUGCUUACAGUCAUCAAGAUCGCCUUCCCCCUAUUGGCUUUCUGCUGCUCUCUCAGCUUCCCUUCCCCUGUUUGAUCUCUGCCUUCUCCCUGGCCUUCCUCCUUCUUUCCCUGCACUCACGUAUGCGUCUUUCACUUCCACUUGCUAUUUCCACUUCAUUCUCAGCCUUGCCCAAACCUUGCCUAUUACUGUGGAUGUCCCUGUUGCAUUUUGGAGUCUCUCUAGGUUGUGUUGGCAUGCUCCAGUUCUUCCACACCCUCCCAAUUAUGAUUCUUUUAAUCCCCCAGGGUGUGUUUGUAUGCCUCACCAUUUUUCUUUCAUGCUCCUACCUCAUCUUUUACUGCUUAAUACAAGUUGAUACUAAACACAUUUAUAGGCUGAAUGACAAUGGAGAGAGUGGAGGAUCUCCCGAAGUGAUGCGACCUGCAAGUUGCCCCUUUGCCAAGGUGGAAGACUGGGGCAGGGCAGCAGGUGCUGGAGUAGGGGCUUCGUUGGGUUUGUUAGGAUGUGGAGGCCUACAGCUCUAUGCAAUCUUGCAUGCCCUUGGUUUGGGUGGGGUUGAUGGUUAUGGGUUCCAGCCCUGGCCCUGGUGGGGCUACCAGGUAGGCUGUAGGCUCUGUGAGGUUGGAGUGUGUCUAGGUUUGUCUCUAAUUGGCACACACCCUCUAUUCUGUCACAACAACUCCAUCAAGACCAUAACUCAUCCCCGGCCUGGUUCGUGGUCCCGUUUAUCCUGCAGUUCCCCUUCCCGAGGGCUCACCAUGCCCUCUCAGGGCAGUCCAAAUUCUCCUGUCCUCUCUUCUCAUGAUUCCUGGUCCCAGGGUAAACAAGAAAAGCAGGUGGUGUGUGAUGUCAUCUCUAAGGUACAGUCAGAGGGUCUCCCUCUUUGCUCCAUGGUGGAUCCUCCUGGAAAUGGGACUGACUGUGUCCCCAAAUUCAGCCAAACCCGGACUGCUGUACAACCUCUACUUACACCUCCAAGCCCUCCGCACAAGCCCAAAAAUGCAGCAGAGUCUCAGGUCUCCUCACUAGAUAGCAUAGGUCUAGAGACUGAUUCUACUGUGGACCUGCGGCCCCCAUCUCCCAUUGACUUGUCCCGCAGCAUUGAUCAGGCUCUGUUCAGUGAAUCUCUAUUCUCUCACAGUAUAUUUGGUUUGCCAAGACUGUUCCAUACCUCUUCCAGCCUUUCUUUGACCUCUCCUAGCCAAGGGACCUCAAAGCAAGGGUCCAGCUCUGUGGAAAACGCCUUAUACCGAACGUCUUCCUGUGGAGACAUGGAUCAAGAGAAUGCCUUGUCCAGUUCAAUACCUUCUCAGCCUCAUGGCUCUUUGACGUGUCAUAAUAAACCACCGACGUCACCAGAGCAACUAGAUUGGAAAGGGAGUGUCUCUGGCUCAACCCAGGGCCUGUGCAGCAAACCAAAGGAGAUAGGAAAGGUGCGAUCACAUUCCUGGGCCAACAGAGGACAACACUUUACUCAGAGCAACCUUCCAAGAGCAAUCCCCCACCUUUCUUACCACAGGCGUUACCGAACCCUAAGCUUAGCCUCACAGGACAGCCAGGGAUCUGGUCGACUGGCAGGCACUAAACACCUUAGUGAGAGCAAACAGCUGGAAUGGGAUGUGGCUGUACAGGCAGAGUUUGUCAACGUGUGCAGACAAAUUGAUGCUUUGAGUGUUUGCAGUGACACCAUUGAAUUAUAG
This is a messenger RNA of Scomber scombrus (Atlantic mackerel), 2661 nucleotides long. RefSeq names its product proline rich transmembrane protein 4a (gene prrt4a). The record is from RefSeq and is a predicted model, not a curated record. Lineage: Eukaryota; Metazoa; Chordata; Actinopteri; Scombriformes; Scombridae. The transcript has 3 exons. Bases 1 to 2661 code for a protein of 886 amino acids.